AUGGACUUUCUGCUGUUUGCCACGGACAAGCAGCCCUGGCUGCAGAUCGACCUGAUGCAAAAGCACCGGAUCAACGCAGUGGCCACGCAGGGAACCUUCAACACCUACGACUGGCUGACACGCUACAUUGUGCUCUAUGGAGACCACCCCACCAGCUGGAAACCCUUCUUCCAGCAGGGCAGCAACUGGACGUUCUUCGGGAACGUGAACGAGAGUGGGGUGGUGCGGCACGACCUGCACUAUCCCAUCCUCGCCCGCUACAUCCGCAUCAUCCCGGUGGCCUGGAACCCCCGCGGGAAGAUUGGGCUGCGCCUGGGCCUCUACGGCUGCCCCUACCGGUCCCACGUGCUCUACUUUGAUGGAGAUGAUGCCAUCUCCUACCGCUUCCGGCCCAAGAGGAUCAGCACCCUCGAGGAUGACAUCUCCUUCAACUUCAAGACACUAGAGCAGGAUGGGGUGCUGAUGCACGGGGAGGGCUCACAGGGUGACUACAUCACAGUGGAGCUCAAGCAGGCCCAGCUACUCCUGCACAUCAGCUUAGGCAGCAGCCCGAUGCACGCCAGCGAGGGCCACACAACAGUGGCUGUGGGCAGCCUCCUGGAUGACCAGCACUGGCACUCGCUGCACAUUGAGCGCUACGGCCGCCACGUCAACCUGACGCUGGAUGGGGAGGUCAAGCGCUUCCGCUGCCAUGGCACCUUUGACCAGCUCGACCUCGACACCGAGAUCUUCUUUGGGGGGGUGAUCGACCAGGACAAGCAGCACCUCACCUAUCGACAAAACUUCCGGGGCUGUGUGGAGAACAUUAUCUUUAAUGGGGUCAACAUUGCUGAUCUGGCCCGGCACCGGAGACCCAACAUCCGCUUUGAGGGCAGCGUGGGCCACUACUGCCGGGACCAGGUGUACACCCCCAUCACCUUUGCUGGCAUCAACAACUACGUGCAGGUGCCGGGGAUCCCACGGAGGAACCGUCUGGCCGUCAGCUUCCGAUUCCGCUCCUGGGACACGGCUGGGCUCCUGCUCUACAGGAGCUUUGCUGACCGCCUGGGCUCCCUGGAGGUGGUGCUGAGCGAGGGACAGGUCAAUGUCUCCAUCGCCCAGCCCGGCAAGAAGAAGCUGGAGUUUGCGGCAGGGCAUCGCCUGAAUGACGGCUUCUGGCACUCGGUGCAGCUGGUGGCACGGGAUGGCUCAGCCGUGGUGACCAUUGAUGAUGACGAUGGUGCCGAGUUUCGGGUGGCACACCCCUUCCAGCUCCGCACCGGCAGCCCCACCUCUUUUGGAGGGGGGGGGCGGUUUUUUCCAGCCUCAAUCACCGGCUGCCGGUCGAACCAGACAGCGUUCCACGGUUGCCUGCAGAUGCUGAAUGUGGACAUGCAGCCCGUGGACGUGGAGCUGCUGGUGCAGCAGCGGCUGGGGCAGUACUUCAACGUGUUCUUCAAUGUCUGUGGUAUCACGGACAGGUGCACCCCUAACCUGUGUGAGCAUGACAGCCGCUGCAUCCAGUCCUGGGAUGACUUCAUGUGCAUCUGCGACCUGACGGGGUAUAAGGGGGAGACCUGCCACAAAUCCCUUUACAAGGAGUCAUGUGAUGCUUACCGGGUCAGCGGGAAAACCUCAGGGAACUACACCAUCGACCCGGAUGGCAGUGGGCCACUCAAGCCCUUCACAGUGUACUGUGACAUCCGAGAGGACCGGGCGUGGACCAUCAUCCGGCACAACCGCCACUAUGCCACGCGGGUGACAGGCUCCAGCGUGGACCAGCCCUACCUGGGGGCCGUGGAGUACUGGAACGCAUCCUGGGCUGAGGUGUCAGCACUGGCAAAUGCCUCUGAGUACUGUGAGCAGCGCAUCGAGCUUCACUGCUACAGCUCCCGCCUGCUCAACACCCCCUCCGGGCUGCCCUUCAGCUUCUGGAUGGGCCGACACGACGAGCGGCACUACUACUGGGGGGGCUCUCGGCCGGGCAUCCAGCGCUGCGCCUGCGGGCUGGACAAGAACUGCGCCGACCCCCAGUACUUCUGCAACUGUGAUGCCGACCACGCGAUGUGGAGGACAGAUAAAGGUCUGCUGACCUUCGUGGACCACCUGCCUGUCACCCAGGUUGUGGUUGGAGACACCAACCGCUCUGGCUCCGAAGCCCAGUUCCUGCUGGGGCCCCUGCGGUGCUACGGGGACCGCAACACCUGGAACACGGUCUCCUUCAACAAGGGUGCAGCCCUGCUCUUCCCCACCUUCCAGGCCAAUCACAGCCUCGACAUCUCCUUCUACUUCAAGACCACCGCCCUGUCUGGCGUUUUCCUGGAGAACCCUGGCUCCCGAAACUACAUCCGUGUUGAGCUCAACACCACCAGGGAUGUGGUGUUUGCCUACGACAUCGGGAACGGAGACGAGAACCUGACGGUGCGGUCAGUGGUGCCCUGGAAUGAUGACGAGUGGCACCAGGUGAAGGCUGAGCUCAAUGUCAAGUUGGCGCGGCUGCGGGUGGACAAGCUGCCCUGGGUGGUGCGGCCGGCCCCCCCGCAGAGCUUCGUCCGCCUGGACUUCGACAGGCCCCUCUAUGUCGGUGCAGCGGAGCACAAGAUGCGCCCGUUCCUGGGGUGCCUGCGGGCGCUGCGGAUGAACGGAGUGACCCUCAACUUGGAGGGCAAGGCCAAUGAGACGGAGGGUGUGCGGGUUAACUGCACUGGGCACUGCCAGGACCCGCCGGUGCCCUGCCAGAACAGUGGCUCCUGUGUCGAGCGCUACAGCCACUACAGCUGCAACUGCACUGUCUCUGCCUUCGAAGGCCCCUUCUGCAACCACGACAUCGGCGGGUACUUCGAGGAGGGCACCUGGGUGCGGUACAACAUCCUGCCCAUGUCGCUCUACGCCGCUCGUGAGUUCGCCAGCAUCAUCAGCAGCCCCUGGCAGCCCCCGCCGGAUGUCUUUGCCCUCACUACCAAGCCAGUGACGGACGGGAGGCCCCACCGUGUCAACAUCACCCGCCUGCACCGCACGCUCUACACCCAGGUGGAUUAUCUCCCUGUCAUAGAGCAGCAGUUCUCUCUGUUUGUGGACAGCAAGCUGGACUCUCCCAAAAACCUGUACCUGGGGCGUGUGAUGGAGACUGGCGUGAUUGACCCCGAGAUCCAGCGCUACAACACACCCGGCUUCUCCGGCUGCCUCUCAGGGGUCAAGUUCAACAGCCUCGUCCCCCUCAAAGCCAUAUUCCGCCCUACCAGCCUCGUGCGGCCCUACAGCAUCCGGGGGGAGCUGGUGGAGUCAAGCUGUGCCUCCAUGCUCCCCCUCACCACCAUCCUCAUCCCUCCCGAGAUGGACCCCUGGUACAUGGACACAGAGUUCCCCCACGUGCAUGACGAUGGCUGGAUCGGGAUCAUCAUCGGGUCCUACCACACCAACGAGCCCAAGGCUGUGCAGGACUACGGCAGUGCUGCCAAACCGCCAGCGGCGCGCAGGGAGCAGAACCUGCCCCAGAUCCUGGAGGAGCCGAAAGGGGACUAG
Chaetura pelagica (chimney swift) is the source of this 3501-nucleotide messenger RNA. It is a transcript of the gene CNTNAP1, whose product is annotated as contactin associated protein 1. NCBI's taxonomy places the organism in Eukaryota, Metazoa, Chordata, Aves, Apodiformes, Apodidae. The record is from RefSeq and is a predicted model, not a curated record.